Cydia splendana is the source of this 1692-nucleotide messenger RNA. RefSeq names its product serine/threonine-protein kinase Smg1-like. The record is from RefSeq and is a predicted model, not a curated record. Gene Ontology annotation, molecular function: protein binding. Bases 1 to 942 code for a protein of 313 amino acids. Lineage: Eukaryota; Metazoa; Arthropoda; Insecta; Lepidoptera; Tortricidae. The transcript is spliced from 8 exons.
AUGCUGAGAGUGAAAUGGGGUGCGGGCGCCAACCCCGCGCUGCAGUCCCCGCUGGCCGCGCUCGAGGCGGCGUGGGGCGCUCGCUCCAUGCGCGCGCGCCGCCUGGGCGCCGCGGCGCGCGCGCUGCAGCGCCACGCCAAGGCCGCCGCCGCCAUGCGCACUAAGCACGCCAAGACCGCCAAGACCGCGAGGCAGGCGCUGGCACACUGGGAGAAGGCUUGCACGCUGUCACAGAAGUACUCCCUGAAAGUAACUGAUGCCCAACACGCGCUCAUGGAAAUGCUUCACCCUGAAGGCAACAUCGAUCAACACUGGGUGGAGAGCGUGAACUCGCUCCUAGUGGACAUGAUCUCCUCCCUAACCCGAGAAGCGGCCUCGCUCACACAGCGCAGCAAGGCCUCCGCGGAACAACUGGCAUCGAAGGCUGCCAACCUCGCCGCCCCCGCUGCUGCUAGGAAUGCACUAGCACAGGACAUCAGGCCGCCGCUGCAGGCCCUACAACACGUCAACGAUGGAGUAAACCCAGCGAGCGAAAUCCUAGCUCGAGAGAAACGAAUCACGGAACUGUUGAAUAUCAUAAACGACACAAGUGCCGGGCCCGCUGCAGUUACUGCUGCCGCGGCCGAACUGACCGUUCGACUGCCCGCUGUAUACACGGACUUGGCUGAGCUCGGAACGCGCUGGGCGGCGGAGACCGGAGCGCGGCGUCUAGUGCGGCAGAACGCCGUGGGAUCGCGUGGAACCAGCGUCAAACACGGAGGAGGGGAACGCAACGCCGUGGGUGCGGGGGUGUGGAAGCGCGUGCGGCUCAAGCUGGAGGCGCGCGACCCCGACCCCGCCCGCGCCGGCCGCGUCCAGGACCAGGUGGACUACAUAAUAUCGGAAGCGACUAACGCAGAGAACUUGUGCCUAAUGUACGAAGGCUGGAUGGCGUGGGUCUGAGGGGUCCCCCCUCCGGGGUCUCCCCCACCACUCCCCCCACACCGACGGCCGCGCCUGCGCCCCGCGGCCCGCGCGCUGCCCGCCGGAGAUGAGUACUACUGUACUGGGACGUAACAAACAAAUGCCUUAAGCGUUUCUGACGCGCAGAGGUCGACUUUGCACGGAGAUUGGCUCGCCAGCGAGCUGACCCCCCCUCUUGUGGGGGGGGAAUUGUCUAUAUCUUUUUUCGUUCGGUUUAUUUUUCAGGUUUCACUAAAGGUUUCGUCGGGCAAUGAUGAUAUCGCCCCGAUCCUACCCAUCAGGCGUUUUACUCGGGAUUCGAACUCGAAAGAAGGCGAUUUACUGAGCUUUCGUAACGGACCUGUCGGUAAUUUUAGACUUAGGAAGGCCGAUCAACUUGAAAACGGUAUUCAAUGGAAAUUAUGCUUCAAAGCUAAUCAUUUAACAGGAAUGCCGCAAAAGCUAGCGGCAGUCGUCCGAACACCUAGGCGACAAUUAUUGACAGAAAUGUCACUUAAUCCGGUAGAUGUUUUAAAUUCGCGAUUAUUUUUAUGCUCUCUAUCCAGCUUGGGUUAUGUCUAUCUAUUGCGAUAAUAAUUGCGUCUUUGUGACAAUUAUACGCGUCAAUAGCACAAAGCUGUCAGGCCGAGAGCUAUAUUUAGAUUAGUUACAUGCUUAUAUAUGUCAUAUUACUGUAAGAAUCCGCUGACAUAUAACGUCAUGCUUCGAACGCUUUUGAAUAAAAUGAAA